CGGGGGCGGGGACGAUCAACUUGGGGCGCGGCGCAGCCCGGUUUUCCCGAGAGCGCGAGCCCGGGAGAGCCUCGGGCCGCGUCCAGACGGCGGGAGCGGAGCGCGACGAGCGGAGGAGGCGAGCGGCUCCCGCGCCGCAGCCCCGGCCUCGGCGAGAGCGCGAAUAUUUUUCAAACGACUCAAACUUUCCUUCUUUCCCCGCGUUCUGGGGUCUCUCUUGAAUGGAAUUGCUCUCCUGAGUCCCGCGGGGCGCCAGGGCGCGAUCGCUCCCCGAGGUUCCUCGGUGGCUGGGCUAACUUCGCGGACUCGGGACCCGUGGCUCUAGCCCCUCGGCGGAGCCCAGCCCUUCUCCCGUGCUCAGGAGGGCCAAAGCCGGGGCUUUUUGCCUCCGAGAGGACGCCCAACCCAGCCCCCUUGGGUCAGGCCGUUGAGCCCCCAGCACCAGCCGCAGGACUGGAGACAGCGGAUUAACCCGAGAGGAGCCCGGGCCUCCCCGCCCCCGUUCCGCUGAGGGUCGUCCCCUGGGCGGGGAAACGACAAGUUUGUCAGUCGUCGGUGGCCUGUUGGAUCCAAGAGCCUCCGCCUCUGCAGAGGGGUCCCUGGCGCCCAGAACACCGAGCAGACACUCCUGGAACCCGGGGAGGCUCGGCAGCCGGGCUCCGUGGGCUGGGGCGCUGGCUGCUGCGCCGGGCGCGCGGAGGCACCCGGGGCCGGCCAGCGCCCCCUGCGUCCCCACGCGGGCAGCGGCCCCGCCAGAGGAGAAACCCGGCUCGCCGCCACCGCCGCCUCCUUAGUCUCCCGGUCUCCAUCGCUGGGGCCGCCUACUCCGUCGCCUCUCCGGGAACGGGAGACGCAAGGGGCAUCGCGGGGCCCCGGCGGAUGCGCCCCCCGGCGCCUCUCGGGCUGCGCCGCCUCGCGGGGAUGAAGCACCGGCCGUGAAGAUGGAGGUGACCUGCCUUCUACUUCUGGCGCUAAUCCCCUUUCACUGCCGGGCACAAGGAGUCUACGCUCCAGCCCAGGCUCAAAUCGUACACGCAGGCCAGGCGUGUGUGGUGAAAGAGGACAACAUCAGCGAGCGCGUCUACACCAUCCGGGAGGGGGACACCCUGGUGCUGCAGUGCCUGGUCACCGGGCACCCUCGGCCCCAGGUGCGUUGGACCAAGACUGCGGGCAGUGCAUCAGACAAGUUCCAGGAGACGUCGGUGUUCAACGAGACGCUGCGCAUUGAGCGCAUCGCGCGCACGCAGGGCGGCCGCUACUACUGCAAGGCUGAGAAUGGCGUGGGUGUGCCCGCCAUCAAGUCCAUCCGGGUGGACGUGCAGUACCUGGAUGAGCCCGUGCUGACGGUGCACCAGACCGUGAGCGAUGUUCGAGGCAACUUCUACCAGGAGAAGACGGUGUUCCUGCGCUGCACUGUCAACUCCAACCCACCUGCCCGCUUCAUCUGGAAGCGGGGCUCCGACACCCUGUCUCACAGCCAGGACAACGGGGUGGACAUCUACGAGCCCCUCUACACCCAGGGGGAGACCAAGGUCCUGAAGCUGAAGAACCUGCGGCCCCAGGACUAUGCCAGCUACACCUGCCAGGUGUCUGUACGCAACGUGUGCGGCAUCCCGGACAAGGCUGUCACCUUCCGGCUCACCAACACCACGGCACCACCAGCCCUGAAGCUGUCUGUGAAUGAAACUCUGGUGGUGAACCCCGGGGAGAAUGUGACCGUACAGUGUCUGCUGACAGGCGGUGACCCCCUGCCCCAGCUGCAGUGGUCUCAUGGACCAGGCCCGCUGCCUCUGGGUGCCCUGGCCCAGGGUGGCACCCUCAGCAUCCCUUCAGUGCAGGCCCGCGACUCUGGCUACUACAAUUGCACAGCCACCAACAAUGUGGGCAACCCAGCCAAGAAGACUGUCAACCUCCUGGUGCGAUCCAUGAAGAACGCCACGUUCCAGAUCACUCCAGAUGUGAUCAAAGAGAGCGAGAACAUACAGCUGGGCCAGGACCUGAAGCUGUCAUGCCAUGUGGAUGCAGUGCCCCAGGAGAAGGUGACCUACCAAUGGUUCAAGAAUGGCAAGCCAGCACGCAUGUCCAAGAGGCUGCUGGUGACCCGCAAUGACCCCGAGUUGCCCGCCGUCACCAGCAGCCUGGAGCUCAUUGACCUACACUUCAGCGACUAUGGCACCUACCUUUGUGUGGCUUCCUUCCCGGGGGCACCUGUGCCUGACCUGAGCGUCGAGGUCAACAUCUCCUCUGAGACAGUGCCACCCACCAUCAGCGUGCCCAAGGGCAGAGCGGUGGUGACCGUGCGCGAGGGCUCGCCGGCCGAGCUGCAGUGCGAGGUUCGAGGCAAGCCGCGGCCGCCGGUGCUGUGGUCCCGCGUGGACAAGGAGGCUGCAUUGUUGCCCUCCGGGCUGCCCCUGGAGGAGACCUCGGACGGGAAGCUGCGGCUGGAGCGCGUGAGCCGAGACAUGAGUGGGACCUACCGCUGCCAGACAGCUCGCUAUAAUGGUUUCAACGUGCGCCCCCGCGAGGCCCAGGUGCAGCUGAACGUGCAGUUCCCGCCAGAGGUGGAGCCCGGUUCCCAGGAUGUGCGCCAGGCGCUGGGCCGGCCAGUGCUCCUGCGCUGCUCGCUGCUUCGAGGCAGCCCUCAGCGCAUCGCCUCGGCUGUAUGGCGCUUCAAAGGGCAGCUGUUGCCUCCGCCGCCUGCCAUUCCCAUCGCCGCCGAGGCCCCCGACCACUCCGAGCUGCGCCUCGACGCGGUCACCCGCGACAGCAGUGGCAGCUACGAGUGCAGCGUCUCCAACGACGUGGGCUCUGCUGUCUGCCUGUUCCAGGUCUCGGCCAAAGCCUACAGCCCGGAGUUUUACUUCGACACCCCCAACCCCACCCGCAGCCACAAGCUGUCUAAGAAUUACUCGUACGUGCUGCAGUGGACCCAGAGGGAGCCCGAUGCUGUUGAUCCUGUGCUCAACUACAGACUCAGUGUCCGCCAGUUGAAUCAGCACAACGCCAUGGUGAAGGCCAUCCCGGUGCGGCGUGUGGAGAAGGGGCAGCUGCUGGAGUACAUCCUGACCGACCUCCGUGUGCCCCACAGCUACGAGGUCCGCCUCACGCCCUACACCACUUUUGGGGCCGGAGAUAUGGCCUCCCGUAUCAUCCACUACACGGAGCCCAUCAACUCUCCCAACCUGUCAGACAACACCUGCCACUUUGAGGAUGAGAAGAUCUGUGGCUACACCCAGGACCUGACAGACAACUUUGACUGGACCCGGCAGAACGCCCUCACCCAGAACCCCAAACGCUCCCCCAACACAGGUCCCCCCACUGACAUAAGUGGCACCCCUGAGGGCUACUACAUGUUCAUUGAGACAUCAAGGCCUCGGGAGUUGGGGGACCGUGCGAGGUUGGUGAGUCCCCUGUACAACGCCAGUGCCAAGUUCUACUGCGUCUCCUUCUUUUACCACAUGUACGGGAAACACAUUGGUUCCCUCAACCUCCUGGUGCGGUCCCGGAACAAAGGGGCCCUGGACACGCAUGCUUGGUCCCUCAGUGGCAAUAAGGGCAACGUGUGGCAGCAGGCGCACGUGCCCAUUAACCCCAGCGGGCCCUUCCAGAUUAUUUUUGAGGGGGUUCGAGGCUCGGGCUACCUGGGGGACAUCGCCAUUGAUGACGUCACACUGAAGAAGGGAGAGUGUCCCAGGAAGCAGAUGGAUCCCAAUAAAGUGGUGGUGAUGCCGGGCAGUGGAGCCCCCUGCCAGCCCCGCCCGCAACUCUGGGGGUCCAUGGCCAUCUUCCUCUUGGUGUGGCAAAGAUGAUGAGAGCUUCCUGGCUCCCCGCCCCGCCCCCGGCACACCAAAGUGUCCGCAUCGUACCAAAGACUGACCCCCCGCCAGCCGGGGUGCCAAGGGGCAGGGUUGCCUGCCAGGGAGGGGGCCUGAAUUGGCUGCGAGGACGUGCAGAUCACAAGGACAGAGGCCCCGCACCGAGGCCCCGGAGACGGUCGUUCGACACAUGCGCACACACACACACCCACACUCACACACAGAGAUAUAUUAAAGCACAAGUUUCUAUCCGACCUGCCAGCACCUUCUUUACUGCAGAGACAGGGGACUCGCCUGAAUGGCAUCUGCCACCCCAGGGACCUCGGCGCCAUGUAGGCCUUGUCCUGGCUGCACCGGUGGUGUGUUUCUGACCCUCCUCUGUCCCUGACUCAAGCCUGAGCUCAGCCCAGCGGCUUUACCAGGAAGAGCCAGAAGGGGAGCAGACACGGGAGCCCUGCCCUUGGCUGGACUCUGGGACUCCCUGGGAUGGGGGAGGCCAGGGUCAGAGGGCGCCUGACUCUGUGAACUCUGUGGCUGUCCCCUGCAGGGGACAAGGGAGAUGAGGCACCAGCUGCACACAACUCUGUGCCCAGAGUGAAGCCAGAAGCUGGAGGGCCCAGCUUCACUCAGAUCCCCUGAACCAUCCCUGGGAUGUCAUAUUCCCCCUCACUGUGCCCCCUUCAAAGGGACCCGGUGCAGGGUCUUGCGCCUGGGCAGUGUGAAGACUGACCUCGUCCCCCCCUGCCCAUCCCACUGCGCCCCAUCCUACAAGCUGCUGGAUUCCUGAGAGCACAGUCCCCACCCUGGCUGGCCCAACCUCAGUCCCCAGCUGCAUCUCUGAGGAGCCAAGGGGCCAAGGGGGCAGCCAGGCCAUUUUCUGGGGUGAGGCUUGACUUGGAGAGGAGCAGAGAAGUCCUGCUUUUGUGAUUUCCUGCCCCCCUGUUGGUCUUUGACUUUAGGAGUAGAGCAGAGCCUCGCCGUGACAGGGCGCUCUGCGUGGGGCUUCGGGGGCUGCCCUGUCCUCCACCGCAAAGUGCUAACUAGUUGGCUCUUCCCGCCCCCGCCCAGGCUCAUGGAACGAGGAUGGGUGUGUAGAGCUGAGGGUGGCGUGGGGGGCAGUGGCUGGUCACCAUGCUCCCUGGGAGCUGAGCCAUGUGGCCCAAGCAGGGAGAGAAAGGGCUCUGUGCCCUUAGGUCCUGGAUUGGGAGCCCAUGACAGGACCUAGACCUCCUCCUCGCCAUCACCCCUGAGCUCCUUCCCCGCCGUCCACAGGGGAGAGGGGGCCCAGCCCCUUCCAGGAUGAGUCGUCACAUGUGUGUGCAGGUGGCCAUGUGUCUGUGCGUGUGUGUAUGUGUGAGCAUAUGUGUGGCCCAACUAUUGCCUGUGUACAUCUCUGGCAGGAGUGUGUGCCAAUAUGCCUCUGCGUGUGCAGUUAUACAUACGUGGGGCACUCUGUGAGUGCCUGUGGUCAGCGUGUGUGCCCGUCCUCCCAAGUGACAUGAAUGACUGUGCAGUGCCAGCAAGUUUACCACUUCAGCCAGGUUCUCUAGUCUCAAGCCACCCUCCACCACCUGAAUUUCACCCUUAUGGGUGAGCUUACAGAGGACCCUGUGGAAAGGCCAGCACCUUUGGUGGGAGUGUCACAAGGCUCCUCCUGGAGCAUCUGAUGGGGACAGCUGCAGAGAAGAGCCAGCACUGCAAUGCCGGGAGGCCGGCAGGAAACCAAAGCAAACGCUGCCCAUCUCGGCUCUGCCAGGCCUGUGUUAUCAUCAUCACCAACAGCUGGUGGGUGACCAGGCCAGGGCUGGAGGGGGCCGCUUGAUACCCGACCAGUGCCGCUGCUGUCCCGGCCCAGCCAAGGCCUCUGUCUGAAAUGAGCGGCUCCAGGUUCCCAGUAUGUGCUUCCAUCUGCAGGUCCUGUUCCUUAACUGCCCCAUCUGUGCAGCGUCUGUUUGCCCCAACUAGACUGUGAGCUCCUCCUCUGAGCCUUCCAGCCCUCUCCCUCACCCCUUCCCAACCUCGCACCCGGCGCCAGUGGGCCUGUUAGGGAAAUCACUCAGCGGGCCUCACCCAGCAGAAUGGAUGAUGUGGGUCCGUGGUUCCCAGCCAGGCUGCAGAGUAGAACUACUAGAGAGUCUUUUCAAGAGCACCAAGGCUUGGGGCCCUCCCUAGGAGUUCCAGUUUAAUUGCGCUGGAGCGCAGCCUGGCGUCAGAGGUGUUUAAAGCUCUGGAGAGCAGGAACCACCAGCCUAUCACCUGCCAGGUUUGUCCUCCGUGCCCUCGCUGGGGCGGGCGCUGGGGACCGGGGGCUCCGAGUGCCCCGUGCCUACUGCCCUGAGAUGGCCUCGGAGUACAUCUGUACCCUGCUUUGGCUGCUCCGUGAUGGGGACCCUGUCUCCCUUGUUCACCUCCACAUCUGCAGAGCUGGGCACAGAAAAGGGACUUGGAUGUCAGCUGAACCGAGCCGAGCAUUCUCGGCCCCUGAGCUCCUGGUCUGUUUGGAGAGAGGUGAUAUGGUCACAGAGAGUGCCGGGCAGGGAAACAACAGGGAACAUUGCCAGAGAGACGUUGAGGUGAACCGACUUGAGGGUGGCUUGACCUGGGCUGACGAGGUGUCUGAGUGAGCCACUGAGGUCCUUGUCCUCACUUGUGUCUGUGCGUGCCGGCAGGCCUGCAGGGGUGUGGGUGUCAUUGUGUGCUGACAGCAGUGUGUGGUGUGAGCGUCGAGGGGUGUGCUAUCCUCUGUGAGUGGGUGUGUGUGUGUGUGGAGGGGGGUGGAGGCCUGCAAGGAAUGAGUUUUUGGGUGCCCGUGGGUGAUUUGUGAGACAGUGUCUGUGUGUCUGUGUGUGCCUGGGAGUCAGUGUCACCUGUGCCGUGUGUGUCUUUGUGUCGGUAGGUGGCCCAUGAGGACCCCCAGCCCAAGGGAGACCAUACUGGCUGGAUCCAGUGCUUCUCCCCAAGGGCAGUCUCGCCCUCUGGGUUAGGGUGGCUGAGGCAUUUUGUGGCCUUAAAACAGGGAGCCCAGGGUUAGCCCUCAGGUCCUCCACUCCUGUCGCCUCCAGGUUGGUGUCUGGGGGACAAAGAGAUGCCUAGGGCCAGGUUCUGUGUAGGUAGAUGAGGAGGCUCAGCUUGGCUGUCCUGCCCCCGGGACCACAGGCAGCCCCUUCCACCUCUGCCCUCUGGACUGGGGGGUGCUGACUGCUCGUUCUCAUUCACUCCCCUUUCCCAUGCUCCGCGAAAGCCCUGACUCAGGCUGCCGGUGCUUGGAUUGGCCUCAGAGGUCAGAACGUCUCAUGGUGCCAAUGAGAGUGAAGCAGAGGGGCGAGGGGGAUGGGGGCGACUGGCCAGGUCAGUCAUGUAGCCAGUGAAGGUAGGGCCAGCCCUGGCAGCCAGCUACCACAGCCCUGGCCCCUGGCCCUGGGGUCUCCUGCCAGGAAGCAAGGAGGAGCUUGGUCAAACCGCACCGUCCUCGGUCCUGGUAUGGAUGUUACAGAUGUUGCUGCACCUGUCCCCCCCCCCCAAAGGUACUGUCUCCCUGCCUCCACUUCUGGCCUGACAUCCCAGGCACAGCCCCUCCUGCCCCAGGUCACAGAGCUGAAGGCUGCCACCCUUCACCCACACUGGCUGUAGCUGCUGCCCCUCCCCCAGGUGCCCCAGGAAAGGGGCUCUGGGUCCCCUCCUCUCUGUCCUCACUGGCACCUGGCCUGGGAAUGAGGUCGGGGUGUCGUGGUAUCCUCAUCCUGUUGACCUCCCGCUAAGGGCCAGGGGAGCAGGGGCUAAUCCUUGUGUUUUCCUCUCUCUGGACAGUGCAAGGGGGUUGCGGGGGGGGAAGGGGGCAGGAAUGAGGUGGGUGAGUGUGCCCUGGAGGGGCACUGGUUCUUCCCGGUUCCAAAGGGAGUAUAGCAGUCCCCCCCCCCCGUUGAGUCUGUGCAUUUGAGAGGCUGUCGUGUGUGUACAUAUGAGAGUGUGUGUGUGAAAGAGAGGGUGUAUGUGUGUGUGAGAGGGAGAGUUGUGUGAGGGUGUGUGUAUGUGUGAGGGUGUGUGUUGGGGCAGAAGGACCACUCUUUCCUGGGGACCCCUUAACCCUUAGAGCUGGCAGGGACCUCGGAGACCAUCUAAUCCAGCGCCCCCACUGCACAGGUGAGAAAGCUGAGGUCCUGAGAGCUAGCACUUGCCCACCACUGCCCCCUCUCCUCAUGUCACCUGCAUACAUCUCCCAGGGCCCCACUGGGAAUGCCCUCCCUCCUGGUGCCCCUCCCCACCAGCCACUUACAUAAUCAGCAUCUCAGCCCAACUCUGCUGGCCCCUCUGCCCCGUGUCCCCAAGCAUCCUUCCUGCCCCAGGGUAGCCAGUUCACCAAGGCCUUUAUCCCCAUCCCAGGACAAGGGGCAGGGGAAGGAGGGGACCGGUCCAGCCCUGAGGCCUCAAAGACUUGGGAGAAAGCCAACCCCUCCGUGCCCAGACCCACCCCACCACCAAGGUAAAAGCACAACAGGAGACCCUCACUAAUGGGUGAAACGGAUUGGGGUUGUUUUGGUCACACGACCCCAUCCUCACCCCUUUGCCUUGCUCUCUGUCUCCACUCUGUUCCCCUUUCAUCCCCACACCCCCUAGAUGUAACCUCUAGUUGCGGACGCAGUUGUUUCAAUCAAUAAAGCUGCAGUGUUCUAGA
Molecule: messenger RNA, 8487 nt
Organism: Sus scrofa (pig)
Lineage: Eukaryota; Metazoa; Chordata; Mammalia; Artiodactyla; Suidae
Gene: MDGA1
Product: MAM domain containing glycosylphosphatidylinositol anchor 1
Biological process (GO): homophilic cell-cell adhesion; synapse organization
Cellular component (GO): plasma membrane; neuronal cell body; axon
Molecular function (GO): axon guidance receptor activity; protein binding
Source: RefSeq, a predicted model, not a curated record